CAGGUGAGAGGAAACUACGGCAAGUGUAUACGUAGCGACAAUCUCUUCCUGUUUGUGCUGCCGUGCCCACGGUCAUUGUGCCCUUUGCUGUGUGAUGCCUGUUCGUUUAUCAGGGAUUUGUUAUUGCUGGGAGGAGAUGUUGAAACAAACCCCGGUCCUGGCAUGGAAAAGAUUCUAGAACAGCUGAAGAAAAUCUCAGAUGACCUUCAGGAAAUCAAAUCAGAGAAGAUUAAAACGAACGUAAGACUCCUGGCGAUCGAGCAGAAAAUGGAAUCUAUAACAGCUCUUGAGGGUAGAAUCACUGCCUGUGAGGAACAAAUGUCCAUAGACGAUCUUGAAAAUCGAAGUCGAAGGUCAAACCUGAUCGUUUAUGGAAUACCAGAAAUCGUAAACGAAAGUAAUGAAUCGCUUGAUAGUUUUGUUACCGAAAAAAUUCUCAAAGAAAUUCUCGAGGUUCAAUCUGCAGGUUUUGAGAGGAUACAUAGACUCGGCAAAAAAAUGGAAAACAAAACUAGGCCGGUCAUUUUUAAGCUAUUCGACUUCAGAGACAAGGCAAAAAUACUCAAAAACUGCUACAAGUUGAAAGGGACGAUCUAUGCAAUCAGCGAAGACUUUUCCCGCCCCGUACAGGAAAUUAGAAAAAAGCUGUGGAAUAGCGCCAAGGAAAAUAGAGAUAGAAGAGAAAAAGUGCAACUAGUCUUCGACAAAAUCAAAAUCAAUGGCAGUCUAUUUGUUUGG
Ixodes scapularis (black-legged tick) is the source of this 738-nucleotide messenger RNA. RefSeq lists its product as uncharacterized. The annotation marks the transcript as partial. NCBI's taxonomy places the organism in Eukaryota, Metazoa, Arthropoda, Arachnida, Ixodida, Ixodidae. The transcript is spliced from 2 exons. The record is from RefSeq and is a predicted model, not a curated record.